AGAAGUGAAAAUGAUAAAGAUAGAGAAAAUUCAUUUAAAUCAAAUAACAUAAGAGGAAUUGUAUAAAAAUCAUUAGAACCAUAAAGUAAAAUGAAUUAAGAAAAAAAUAACAUAGAUGAUGAUAAUUAAAGUUGUAAUUCCUUUAAUAGAUAAUAAUAAAUUUAAUUAAAUUAAGAAAUAUAGAAAUAAAAAUAAAAUAUCUUAGAAGAAGAUGAAUAAUAAAAAGAAUUUUAACAAAAAUAAAAAUAAUUAAAAGAUUAGCAAGCUUAAUAAUUAAGAAAAUAAUAAGAAUUGUAACAAAAAUCUGAAGAAGAACAAAAAUAAAGAAUUUUAGAUUAAGAAAAAAAAUAAAAAGAAUAUUAAUUAAAAAUUUAAUAACUAAAAUAAUAAAAAAACGAUGUUGUAUCUCCUAAAAAGCCUUAAGAUUAAAAUAAUAAUAUUUAAAAUUAUAUUUAAAAAAAUUAAUAAAAAUUAUAAAAAUAAGAUGUUGAGAAACAAGAAGAGGAAGAAGAAGAUGAUGAAAAUAAUGCAAUUGAUUUAGAUAGUGAAGAAGAUUAAAAAGAAGAAGAAUAAAAAGAAGAAGUAAAAAAAGAGCGAUAAUAAAAUUAAUGAUUUAAAAAAUAAAUAGUAAACAAUAUAAUAAAUACAAUCUAAUUAAUAAUAAUAAUAAUAAUAAUAAUAAUAAUAAUAAUAAUAAUAAUAAUAAAAAUUAUAAUUAAAUUAAGUAAAUUUUUAAAUUCUUUAAUACCAAAAAAAAAUUACUGAAUUGUAAAAUGAAAAUGAUAUUUUGAAAAAAAAUUAAUAUUAAAAUAAUUCUUAAGAUUAAUAAAAUAAUACUGUAAAUUCAUUAGAUAAUGAAAAACUUAAAUAAAAAUUAAAAGAAACUACUUAAUUAUAUACUAAAUGUCAAUCAGAAAUGACAAUGUUAUAAUAAUAAUUUAAAUAAUUAGAAAAUAAACAUAAAAAUGUAUAUAAAUUUUAUAUAUAUUUCUUUUUAUAAAAAAAAUAGCUUGUUUCUGAUUAUUAAAAUUUAAGAAAAGAAUAUCAAGAUAAUCUUGAUAUUUAAGAUUCUAUAAAAGAUGAAAAAGAUAAUUUGAAUAUGGAAUUAAAAAAAAGAUUAGAAAAAAUAUAAUUAUAAUAAGAAGAAAUAAACAGAUUAAGAAAUGAAUAAAGUAAAACAGAAAAUGAAAAUUUUAAAUUUUAAAAGAAAAUAUAAGAAUUAUAAUUACAAAUAAAUUCUUUAAAUACACAAUUAACAGAGAAUACGUCUGAUAAAAGCUAAAUAGAAUAAAAUUUAAGAAAGUAAAUUAUUGAAAAAGAUAAUUAUAUUUAAGAUUUGAAAUAAAAUAUUUAAAAAAAUGAUGAAAAUUCUAAUAAUUUAUCAUUAUUUGAACAUUCGUAAAAAACUUUAGAAAUUGAAAAUUAAAAAUUAAGAUAAAAACUUGAUUUUUUAACUUAAAAUAUAUAAAAAACUGAACUUAAUAAUUAAAAAGAAAUUGAAUAGAAAGACUAAAAAAUAAAAGAAUUAAAAGACAGAGUAUUAUAAAUAAUUCAUUAAAAGUAAAACGAUGAAAACUAAGAAGGGGAUAAUUAACAAUAUUAAAAAUAGGUUUUAUAGCAAGAAGAAAUAAUAGUCCAAUUAGAAGGAUAAAAUAAUGAAUUAGAAAAAUAAGUGGCAUCAUUAACUAAAAAAUUAUAAAAUCUAUAAACUUAAGUAAAGUAAUAAGUAAAUAGUGAUUAAGAAAUAUAAAAUGUUAAGGAUAUUUUCCAAAAACAAAUGCAAAAAAUGUAAGAAAUAGUUUAAAAUAAAGAAAAAGAAAUUGAAGAAAAGCGUAAAAAAAUAUCUAGUUUAGAAGGAGAAUUAUUAAAUUAAAGAAAGGAAGAAUUCGGGAAUACUAAUAGUGAAGAAAAUUACAAAAAAUAUAAAUAAUAGAAAGAAAAAAAUAAAAAAAUGUAGGAAGAAUAUGAUGAAUAAAUAUAAUAACUAAAAAUUGAAAUUUAAAAUUUGUAAAUGCAAAAUAGAGAAAGUUCUAAAGGAAAUACAUAAAAUUAAGGAAAUAAUUCAGAUAAGGAAAUUGCAAAAU
This is a messenger RNA of Ichthyophthirius multifiliis, 2084 nucleotides long. RefSeq lists its product as hypothetical. The record is from RefSeq and is a predicted model, not a curated record. The transcript is spliced from 4 exons. The annotation marks the transcript as partial. NCBI's taxonomy places the organism in Eukaryota, Ciliophora, Oligohymenophorea, Hymenostomatida.